Molecule: messenger RNA, 1782 nt
Organism: Synchiropus splendidus (mandarinfish)
Lineage: Eukaryota; Metazoa; Chordata; Actinopteri; Syngnathiformes; Callionymidae
Gene: bdh1
Product: 3-hydroxybutyrate dehydrogenase, type 1
Exons: 5
Coding region: 14-1084 (356 amino acids)
Molecular function (GO): oxidoreductase activity
Source: RefSeq, a predicted model, not a curated record
CCACUCCAUCAAGAUGGCUCCGCCGUCUCGGGUCCGAGUGGCACUUCUGGUGUCAUUCUCGGUGUUCCUCACCGUCGUGUUGGGCUUCGGACUUCCAACCCUCUUAAACGCCGGCAUUAGGAUCUUGGGGUUACAAGAAACGAGCGUGACGGAGUGUAUAGUUGUCCUGUACUUAGUUUUUGUGCUGUACAUCGCGACGCCUCGAAUUCCAAGAGGACAAGUGCAGGUGAGAGGAAAAGCCGUAUUGAUCACAGGUUGUGACCGUGGUUUUGGUCAUGAACUGGCCAAACAUAUGCACAAAGUUGGAUUUAAAGUCUUCGCUGGAUGCCUGUUAAAGGCUGAAAAGGGUGAAGGUGCGAAGAAGCUGGAGGAAUUGUGCUCUGAUCGCAUGAAGGUUCUGCAGCUGGACGUCUGCAGUCAAGAGCAGGUGGACCGGGCAGUGGAGUACAUCCAGGACAACCUGGAGAACUCAGGUCUGUGGGCGGUCAUAAAUAACGCCUCCUUGUCCACAUUCGGGGAGGUGGAGUUCACCUCGAUGGACACCUACAAGCAAGUGUCGGAGGUCAACCUGUGGGGCACCAUCAGGGUCACCAACGCUGUUCUGCCCCUGAUCCGCAGGGCUAGAGGUCGGGUGGUGAACCUCGCCAGCGUGUACGGCAGGAUGGGAAACGCCAUGAGGUCGUCUUACUGUGUGUCUAAAUACGGCGUUGAAGCCUUCUCUGAUUGCCUUCGCCAUGAGAUGAAGAACUGGGGAGUUAAAGUGUCCAUUGUUGAACUGGGUUACUUCAAAGUGAGCCGGGAAACUUUGGCCAGCACGAGCACCAGACUGUGGAGCGAGGCCACCGCCGGUGUGAAGGAGGACUACGGGAUGGCACACUUUGAGCAGCAGAUGGCGUUGAUGCGUUCCCAGUGCAGCAGCGGCAGCGGACAGAUGGACGUGGCCUCGGUUCUGGAGGACAUUACUGACGCGGUGGUCUCCAAACAUCCCUACACCAGAUACACCCCCUGUGAGCCACACUGCUGGAUCCGCGUGCAGCUGACGACUCACCUCCCCGCUGCUGUCACUGACUUCUUCUACUCGUAGAGUUGUUUGUCUUUUAGCUCUCAAAUUACAGCCGACGUAUUCCUCAACUUUGAAGUGCAACUUGAUGUAUUCCUUAACACUUGAAAUCAACCCUUACUUUGCCUUAAUGAGUCUUUUCAUCCGAGCUGUUGCCGAUAAGAACUGUAGUGCUGAUUUCCAAUCGAGUUGAAAUUCUAUUCUAGCAUCAGCGAAAUAAUGGUGACCAGAGGUCACGAGUUUGACCUCUCUUAAGAAUUACAUUAUCUGUGGAAAAGCCUGUGUUUAACAUUGCGUCUUUCACUGCAUAAUAUCCCUUCUGACCCAAUACACAUGUAGACAUUGCAUCGACACUAAAUCUGACUGAUAAUCCAAGUAAUGUGUUGCCUCGGAGGUUACACCAAUACUUUGGGCACAGCCCCAAACUCCCAAUGUAACAAAGAGAGCCGUGGUGAAAAAGACCCUUAGUUCACUAAGUUUUAGAAUUGGUUGUGAAAAUGAAUUCACAGGUUAGACUUCCAUUUCUGGUGUGUGAGUACUGAUACUGAUAAUGGACAGUUUCUGUCAGUGAGACUGUCAGUGUGUGGUCAUGUGUACGUUCGCACAAACUCACUUUCUCUGAUUUUGUACAGCACUCGUGUAAACCAACAGAGCAUUUGUAUAUUUUUAACAUGUAAUGUUCAGCGUCAGUUUCAAGAAUUCUUUCAAAUAAAAUGUGGUGC